AUGGGUGCAGAUUUUGAUGUUCUUGCAAACCCUCAUACAGACGAAACUCAUAUGUUGCUGGCAGUUCUUGCAACUAGUUUAAAGACUGAGCUUACCCUCCGUCAUAUUAAAAGUAAAGGAGAUGAAUCAAAUAUAACAGCGAUAGAUAUAUUUUGUAAUCAUUUGAAAAUGGAGGAAUUCCGAACAAUUCAAGGGAUUGCAAUUCACAAAAUCUCACCAUAUCAUAUUCUCCAUGGUGUACUAGUGGUAUUUGAUAAAAAGAAAUUGAAUGAUAGUGGAAAAUUUAUAAUUGAAGUACAUUCAAGAUGUCCCUCGCAAGUGCUGUCCUUGAUCAACUACAUCAAUGAUGUUGUACCAUUUCGAAUAAUAGCAACUACAUCAAAUUACAAAAUUACUGCAAAUACAGAGCAGUUAGCUCAUUAUAAUGAGGAAGUACCACUUGGAAAUAGUCAAAGCAAGAGUUACUUUGAAUAUUUAAAGGCGAAAAGUCCCAUAUUGGUGCAUGAGGGACAAUCUUCAGACAUGAUAAUAGAUGAA
Messenger RNA from Iphiclides podalirius (scarce swallowtail), 537 nucleotides. Lineage: Eukaryota; Metazoa; Arthropoda; Insecta; Lepidoptera; Papilionidae. The record is from the annotation of a GenBank genome assembly.